Molecule: messenger RNA, 1684 nt
Organism: Grammomys surdaster
Lineage: Eukaryota; Metazoa; Chordata; Mammalia; Rodentia; Muridae
Gene: Anos1
Product: anosmin 1
Exons: 8
Coding region: 1-876 (291 amino acids)
Molecular function (GO): protein binding
Source: RefSeq, a predicted model, not a curated record
AUGCAGCGUAUGACACCACGCUUGCACGUGUGCGCGGCCGCCGCCGUGUGGGCGUGGCUUGCCGCCGUGGGCGUGGCCUCGCCCGGGGGGCGGGGCCCUGGCGCAGAGCUGAGCGGAGGGGCGGUGCUGGGCGCUCGCUGCGCCGCCCGCUGCCUGGGGCUGCACGUGAAGUCGGCGGAGGGGCGGGGCCAGGACGGUGUCGUCAGCGACGCCCUGCUCUGGUGCCAGAACGACAGGCGGUGCCUGCAGUGCCUGGCUCCAUGCAGGGACCCCGAGGAGAGGCCGCAACCUUGCAACAGCUUCUGUGAGGCGAGGUCUAACCUUGGACUCGACCCAAUCAAGGAUGGCACGUCGGCCUGGGAGACUGUGGCUCAGACCGCACUCCCGCGUGCGCUCCUCCCAGCCCCACGCCCCGGCCGCUGGUUCCAGUUCCGUGUCGCAGCCCACGGCUCCCGUGGCUUCACUGCGCCCAGCAGGCACUUCCUGUCCACCCGAGACCCCGCGGCUCCCCCGGCUCCGGCCAACCUCCGCGUGGUACGUGUUGUCGGGCACAGCGAUGGCAGCGUGAGUGUGGAGAUCGCAUGGGCGCCAGACUCCGAGCCUGAUGUCCCGCCCCACCACUUCCGGGUCACAUGGGGCGGGGCCGGGGGCAAGGCGAGGCGGAGGAUGACCCUGGAUGCAACCCAGCACUCUGUGGUCCUGCCCCAGCUACGCCCUGGUGACUAUGCGAUGCAGCUCCAAGCCGUUGCCUUCUGGGGGGAGAAGCGGCUGCUGGGCGCCAGGGCCGAGCUGCAGUUCUCUGCAGCCCCUGCACCCGAUGGUGUCGCCAUGACCUCCGACUUCCCGCCUCCAGACAAUGCCAUCACAGAGGGAUGACGUUACCAGACCACCCCCCCUUCCUGACUGACAGAUGGGCGGGGCAGGGUUUUCUCCAGAAGCCCAAACCCACGGUUUACUGAUUUCAUGUCUCAGAUGUUGAGGCAACGCCCACGGAUGACGUCACCACUGACAACAUGGUCCCUGCUCAAGUUUAAAUAUGCAAAUGAGGACUUCAUAGAAAAUCCCUGUUUCCAAGUGGCAUCAUCUGGAUACGCAAAUGUGGGCGGCUUAGAUUGGAAUAUGCAAAUGAAGACUAGGUUAGAUUUGGAUAUACAGAUUGUGAUGUAAUGUUGAAGUCAUGAAGCAGCAUGAUUUUGAAUAUGUAAAUCAGGGCACUCUGAUUUGAAUAUGCAAAUUAGCCCAAUCCAAUGUGUAAAUCCAUGUGAUAUGAACAUGCAAAUUAGGAGAGCGUGCUGUUUAAAUAUGCAGAGUAUGAUAUAAGUCAUGAAGCAGCACCAUUUUGAAUAUGUAAAUACAGGCAUAGUAUGAGAUGAAUAUGCAAAUGACCCCCAUACCACAUGGGUAUCUCUGUGGGUGCAGGUUUUGUCAGUGACAUCAGAAAGACACGCACAUGUGUUGAGUAUUUAAAUUUUAUGUAAAUGUGUGUGGAACAGGGCCCCAAAUCUUUUUUUUUAUUCUUGUCCUAUUAUUUAAAUGAACAUUACUGGGUCUGGUAGCCAUUUUGUGUUUCCUCCAUUGACACGUUUCACUGACGCCAGGUCACCCGUGCAUCAUGCACUGUUCAGACUCCCGUGGAUAACAUCAUCACCUUCGUGUUUCUCCACCCUUGCGGGUCAUUUUCAUU